This is a messenger RNA of Brassica oleracea var. oleracea, 756 nucleotides long. RefSeq lists its product as uncharacterized. Bases 64 to 579 code for a protein of 171 amino acids. The transcript has 6 exons. The record is from RefSeq and is a predicted model, not a curated record. Lineage: Eukaryota; Viridiplantae; Streptophyta; Magnoliopsida; Brassicales; Brassicaceae.
CCUUAUCUCUCUCGCUUCCGUUUUCCAUCAACAUGUCCUUCUUCGAUUCAGAGUCGGCAUCCUAUGCCCGUGACUGGUGAUGUUAUAAGUUCUUUCGUCAGAUCACCUGCGGGCUGCUGCACGAGAUGCUUGGAUCUACCAAAACAAGAGAUUCAAAAGCUUGAAAGAGACUCUUCAUGUUUCAGGGGCUUUCAUGUUCCUAACCAAAUCCAGGAGGCCACUAUAUCUACAGACAAAGGAAAAAAAUUAGUUCUCAACCGAAAGCACUUGCAAACCAUUCCCAUUUCCCAGAGUUUACUCAUACAAUAUCACCUGAGAAGAUAUAGGAAUGCAAACCGGUUAAGAAUGGAGACACCAAUGGUAAUGGCAAAGAGAAGUGCUCAUGUGGUGAUUGGUGCCAAGAUUAAUCAGAUACAAGAGCUGACGGAUAUUACACGCCAACUUCAGGUCACCUUUACACUGACAAACACCUUAAGUCACAUAAGAGGUGAUAGACUAAUAAAUAUACAGAGACAGUCUUCUGCCAAUCUUUAUAAUAUUUUUACACCACUGUGCAUUUGUAUUUAUUUUCCAAAGUGAAGAUGUGUAGAUUCAAUCGAUUGUCUUUCUUUACUUGAAUUUCUAGAGAAUGUGGAAGAGCUGUAAUUAGAGGGUCAAUAUGAAUGUCUUGAUGUCAGGGUUGUAUAUCAUGUAUUUUAUGUUUUUGGAAUAUGUGUAUUUUCUAAAAUCUAAUUGAAGUUGAACUCAUUUGUCGAA